Molecule: messenger RNA, 1773 nt
Organism: Rhizoctonia solani
Lineage: Eukaryota; Fungi; Basidiomycota; Agaricomycetes; Cantharellales; Ceratobasidiaceae
Exons: 12
Coding region: 1-1773 (590 amino acids)
Source: RefSeq, a predicted model, not a curated record
AUGUUCCCCACUCGCGUUCAACUUGAAAGCUUGAAGCGGGCUGCGUUGCAGGCCAAGUGCAAGGAGCUCGGCAUCAAAGCCAACUCCAGGUCUGAAGUCCUCAUCGACAUGGUUUUGGAGCGCUAUUUCUCUACUGCCGGACCCUCGAAGCCCUCGACAUCGACAGCUUCCUCGUCCAAGAAGCGCAAGGCCGAUGAUGAGCCCAAGGCUCGCCGGGUGAGGGCCAAGGCUGAGCCCCAGGAUGAGGUUCUCCCCACCCGCACCAGCCCCCGACGUGGCAAGCGUGCCGAGGUUGUCAUCCGCACCCCUGCCCGCUUGCGAAGACUGCUCCUCGUGCUGCUGCACCUGCUACCCCCGCCCCCACUCGCCCUCUUGUCCCCACCUCCACUUCCGCAACUGUUAUCGACACCGCCGCCGAUAUUCCCGCCCAAUCUCAAAUUGAACCACCGACACCCGGAUAGCAGAUCUCGAACUCCAGAUUCGCAACGCCCGAAAGCCGGUGAUGAGUCUGCUCGCGAGUCCUUCGGUGACAGUACCUCUUCUGAUACUCUAGACUCUAUGGGCCAGUUAGCCCAACUUCGUGAUGUUGCGCCACGGCUUGUUGCAUUGGCCAUGGACCCAGUUGCACUUACUUCGCGCGUCGACGCUGCAGCGGAUUGCAAACUUGAAACCGAUAGUUCCAGAGUUGGAGAGCUACAAGCCACCCUACGCCACUUACAGUCCCAGUUUAACAGGAUUCCUGAAUCGGUGUUUAAUAACAACCGACCAGAAGACUCUGUUGCAGAUAGUAGAUACACUAUCGUCCGUGCUUCCUCAGUAGCACCCUCUGCUGGUCCCUCUGGUUCUCAGCCCUCUCUACUCUCCAUCCCCGAAGGAGGCUUCUUCCCUUCGCAAAACCAAAACCAAAACAGCGGACGUGCGUCCUCAGUAGCAAAGAGUUCGCGAGGGUCUCGUCCUCCUCUUGCCGAAAAGGAGAGGGAGAUCGAAGAGACCGGCUCCCGCCGCUCUCUUCGCCCCUUGUCUCAAUCUCCAUCCCCACUUCAUCACAAGCCACCCAGUCCUACCCGGGGUAAAGGAAAAGGUCGGAUGAUCAAAACAUCACUGGAGACCGUAGCCGAGGACGAGACACCACUUACUCCUGUUGCUGACCCAUUCACACCAACUUCGGAACUGCCUCGAAGCCCUCCAACCCCCGCUCGCAAAUCUAUCACACCCCGCCCCCCUGCUCGUAAAUCUGCCACUCCUCCCUCUCGCAAAUCCGUCAGCCCCCCGUCUUCCGAGACCAAACCCAGCUCCUCUACCUCGUUUUUCCCGUCCCUUCCCACCUUUGCCAUCGUCAGAGCAGCUUCUCGGCCAUCUGCACCUAGUGGUCGCGUUGGUAGGACCAUCAACCGCCCUCACACGGCUUCUGCGCGUCGUCCUAUGACUUCGACUACCAAGACAAGGAGCCUCAACCCAAGGAGCCUCAAUCCUUCUUCAACUUUGCUCCUCGGACUGUCAACAACCACCACAAACGGCCCCACAAAUACCUCCAUGUUCCCUGCCCCAAAGAUCGAUCUUGGACGUACGCCUGGUGGGCUAGCGUUCAAGACGACAGGCCGUGCGCCUCCAGGCACCCCUGCGGCGACAAACACCCUUUACGGAACCGAGGUCGCUCGCGACACACGGUUCGCCGACUUGGCGUAUGACUUGGAUGUGAGCGGCAGUGUCUCAUGGGAGGACAGCCAUCCCAUCUGGGCUGCUGGAAUCCCGCACAACGCUGCGAAUCCAUAG